AUGGAUUCAUCUGUUAGAGCAGUUGAAAAACUUCUCGGUUACAGAUUUCAGAACAAAAAACUCUUAGAAGAGGCCUUAACUCAUUCUUCCUACAUCGAUUCUGAGUCUUACGAACGCCUCGAGUUCUUCGGCGAUGCCGCUUUGGGUCUCGCAAUUUCCAAGUAUUUGUUCAUAAUCUACCCUGAAAUUGACCCUGGCCAACUCACUCUCCUCCACGCCGUCAAUAUCAGCACUGAGAGGUUCGCUCGUGUCGCUGUCCGACACAGGCUCUAUUCAUAUGUCCAACGCCGUAAUGUUGCCGCUCUUGAUGGCAAGGUUAGGGAAUUUACUGAAGCAGUUCAGCAAGAAGAUGAUACGAAGGUGUACGGUGGAGAUGUGAAGGCACCGAAAGUUCUUGCGGACAUCGUGAAAUCUUUGGCAGCCGCUGUAUAUUUAGAUUGUCAAUUUAAUGUGACCACUUUAAUGAUGGUGCGUGUGUCGGGUGAUGGAUGGGAAAAUAAACUUGAUGACAAGGAGGUGGCUGCAGCAAUUGCUUCACAACGUUCAAGGGGCUCGGGUUGCUCUGCAGGCAGGGGGGAGGAUUUGAUCAUAUGCUUGUGA
This is a messenger RNA of Ilex paraguariensis (yerba mate), 600 nucleotides long. The record is from the annotation of a GenBank genome assembly. NCBI's taxonomy places the organism in Eukaryota, Viridiplantae, Streptophyta, Magnoliopsida, Aquifoliales, Aquifoliaceae.